Messenger RNA from Cooperia oncophora, 819 nucleotides. The record is from the annotation of a GenBank genome assembly. NCBI's taxonomy places the organism in Eukaryota, Metazoa, Nematoda, Chromadorea, Rhabditida, Trichostrongylidae.
AUGAAGAUGGUUAGCAUUGUUUUCCAAAAUAUACAUGCAGCAGGGCUUGAAGACGACGUCCUCGUAACGUUCAAUAGCUCACCGCACAGUUGCAGCCUAUACAGCUUUGAUGAGAUUUACAGGAAUCACUGCACUCAAGUGUAUGAUCCAGUUCGAGGCUCUGAGCGCUGUGAGAAUAUCGGCUUCAACGUCAAACUAUCUACAAGGCCCAGACAGUUGUUGGAUGUAAAAGGUGAGUAUGGGGCGCUAACGCCCGGGUUUUCACGAUUUUCGCUCCACUUUGAACUCACAACAGCGCUGGCGCUGGCCAUAGAUGGUUCAACGAUGAUGCUUUGCAAAGAUGAUUCGUCGAAUUUCUUGCGAUUCGAAGGCAUUCAUCUUGCCUGUUAUGAAGUUGCAAGGUGUGUUGUUCUAAGUUAUGGUGACGAGCCAGCGCGAAUUGAGUUCACGAGAUACGAUGGCGCAACAGCUUUGCCUCCCCAUGCCCGCCUGGUGGCCGUAACUGCCCUAUUUAUCGUCGCAUUCGUGAAAACGAAGUUUGGAAGAACAUCUCGUGCCACUGUUACUGUUCCUGUUGUGGAUAAUAUGCCAGUGCGUGUUCUGAAGACAACGUACGAUGGAGGAUCGGAUUUGAUCCAUCUACUGACGUUAUACGAUAUUGCAAAUAUGGACAGUUGCACUUCUGUUGGAGCUGAGCCAGAUCCAGAGUGGAUAUCGCUCGUCAUUAGCAUUCGAGGUGUUAGUGGAGAGAUCUACAAGAUAACUCUCGUGAGGCACCUCGAUAUGGAUACUAUGAGAAAAGUGGAUCUUGUUGGUUGA